AUGACUGCCAUCAAUGUGCUUCCGCAGACUCAGCGGGCAUUGAAGAUUGUCGGGCCCAAUGCCGUCUCUGUGAACUCUUCCGCCCCUCUGCCAGAUAUUGAGCCAACAGACAUCCUUGUCCGGGUCAUCUGUGUCUCUAUCAACCCGGUCGAUGGCAAAGCAGCAGACAUGUCACCACAGCUCGGAGCUACGAGCGGCACCGACUUCUCUGGUGUUGUCGUCGCUCUUGGCGCAGAUGUCGAGGCGGAUGAUUGGAGGGAACGAAACAACAUGAAUUCCGUCAAGAUUGGAGACCGUGUGUUUGGAGGAGUCUUUGGCAACGACCCGCUGAGACCUCAUAAUGGCGCGUUCGCCGACUAUGUUGCGGUCCCGGCACGCCUUGUCUGGCACAUCCCGGAUGGUAUAGACUUUGCAACCGCCGCAACUAUGGGUGCCGCGAUUGCUACGGUCGGGUUGUCACUGUUCAACUACUUGGGACUUCCGCUGCCAUCCAAGACGAGCAGCAAUGGCGCUUCCAGCAACAAGCCGGCAGUUCUGGUGUACGGUGGAGGCACGGGUACCGGUUCCAUGGCCAUCCAGGUUUUGAGAGAGGCUGGACUGCCAGUCAUCACGACAUGCUCGGCUGCCUCUUCCAAACACGUUCUUCAGCUAGGGGCUGAGGCUUGGUUCGACUACAAGUCACCCACCUGCGGCGCUGAUAUCCGAGAGCAUACCAAUGACUCUCUUGCUUUUGCGUUGGACUGCAUUACGGACACUGUGUCUAUGGGAAUUUGCUAUGAAGCACUGGGCUCUGCUGGCGGACGAUACGUCGCUCUGGAUGCCUUCCCUGUUCGAGGUCACACGCGUCGCAGCGUGAUACCGGAGUGGGUUUGCACACCUACACAGUUUGGCAAGGCCAUUCGCUGGACACCCCCCUAUGAUCUUGAGCCCCGACCAUAUGAUCUCAAAUGCGCUGAGCUCUGGUACGUGGUUGCGCAAAGGUUGAUUGACCAGGGUCUCAUUGCGCCUCAUCCGCUGGAAAAGAGAAGCGGCGGACUGGCUGCUGUUCCUGAGGGUAUGGAGGAGGUGCGAAGAGGUCAAAUCAAGGGAAAGAAAUUGGUUUAUACUAUUGUUGACAGCGAGCCUAUUGCUGCGUCGGCUUAA
Trichoderma citrinoviride is the source of this 1143-nucleotide messenger RNA. Its product is annotated as GroES-like protein. The coding region runs from base 1 to 1143 and encodes 380 amino acids. Gene Ontology annotation, molecular function: oxidoreductase activity, acting on NAD(P)H. The record is from RefSeq and is a predicted model, not a curated record. The transcript has a single exon. NCBI's taxonomy places the organism in Eukaryota, Fungi, Ascomycota, Sordariomycetes, Hypocreales, Hypocreaceae.